CAACAGACGUCGAAUGCGACUGGCGGGCGGCAGAGAGCGAAAGCAAAUUAAAUUAAAGCGAAGCAAACUUAAACUUAAACUGAAACUUAAACUAAAUCUAACUCAAGACUCAGCCGAGCCGAGCCGAGCUGAACGAGAUCGCUGGCGACUGAGCCAAAGUGCACAGCGUGCGGCGAACAAAACAAAUUGCGUGUCUUUGUGUGUGUGUCUGUGUGUGUGUGCGUGAGACUCACAAAACGGAAAGCGACACAGCGAUAACGAUAGCGAUAGCAGCAUAUAACGAUUAAUCGAUUGACGAUUUUUGGCCAAUUUAGGCAAAAUGUGCAGCCGAAAAUGUUUCCGCAUGCCCACGUUAGUCAUCUGCGGCGUUUUAGUGACCAUCGUCCUAGUCUGCAUCACGGGCAUCACCCUGACCAACAGCAUCAACAUAUCGAACAUUGUGAAGUUGCGCGAGAAGGUCGCCAGCGAUUCGGCGGCUGCCAAUGGGGGCCAUCAGGCGGCACAGACGCGUGCCGCCCUCGUUGAGCAACAGUAUUCAACGCUGCAUCAGCAUCAUUUAUCGAAAAGCGAUCUAAAUUACAUAUCGGCGGCAACACAUCCGAAGAACUUACAGCGUUUCAUUUCCACACAGCAGCCAAAUCAAAUGCAACAGCAGCAGCAGCCCAACAAGAUUGUUAUCGAGAUUGGGUUAAGGAGCAGCACGAGCAGUAGUCGCAGCAGCAACAGCGACAACAAUAGCAACAGCAAUAGCAACAAUGAAAGUGGUCCCAGAUCCGUUGGCGGCAUCAACUUGUUGCCCAUGCCGCACAUGUUGCAGGCGGCAGAUGCUUUGAUGGAUGGCAAUAUUGAUUCCAUAUCUGUGCCAGCCGCAGGCGCAGCUCCAACAACAACAUCAACAUCAACAACAGCAACAACAACUACGACAACAACAAUAGAACCAGCUACAAUAACAACAGUAGCAGCAGCAACAGCUGCCAACACAUCGGAUUCACUGACUUCUGGAUCGGCGGCAAUCGUUUUUGACAUUACCGACCAUAAUCCAGCGGGCAUUCAAUUCGAGCGCCGAGCCCACGUUAAACAGAUGAUGGAGCACGCUUGGCACAACUAUAAAUUGUACGCUUGGGGCAAGAACGAGCUGCGUCCCUUGUCGCAGCGCCCGCACUCGGGCAGCAUAUUCGGAUCAUACGAUUUGGGCGCCACAAUUGUGGACGGACUGGACACGCUGUACAUUAUGGGCAUGGAGAAGGAAUACAAGGAGGGACGCGACUGGAUUGAGCGCAAGUUCUCGCUGGAUAAUAUCAGUGCCGAGCUGUCUGUUUUUGAGACGAACAUUCGGUUUGUGGGCGGCAUGCUGACACUGUACGCCUUUACCGGGGAUCCAAUGUACAAGGAGAAGGCACAGAACAUUGCCGAUAAGCUGCUGCCCGCCUUCCAGACACCGACGGGCAUACCCUAUGCGCUGGUCAACACCAAAACGGGCAAUGCCAAGAACUAUGGCUGGGCAUCCGGCAGCAGCUCAAUUCUCUCCGAGUUUGGCACACUGCAUCUGGAGUUUGCCUAUUUGAGUGACAUAACGGGCAAUCCGUUGUAUCGGGAGCGGGUCCAAACUAUACGCCAGGUGCUCAAGGAAAUUGAGAAGCCCAAGGGUCUCUAUCCCAACUUCCUCAAUCCCAAGACGGGCAAAUGGGGUCAGCUGCACAUGUCUCUGGGCGCCUUGGGCGACAGCUUCUACGAGUAUCUGCUGAAGGCCUGGCUCCAGUCCGGCCAAACGGACGAGGAGGCCCGCGAAAUGUACGAUGACGCAAUGCUGGCGAUCAUCGACAGAAUGGUUCGCACCAGCCCCAAUGGACUGACCUAUGUGUCUGAUCUAAAGUUUGAUCGAUUGGAGCACAAAAUGGAUCAUCUUGCCUGUUUCUCGGGCGGACUUUUUGCGCUCGGCGCCACAACGCGCCAAAACGAGCUCACUGACAAGUACAUGGAGGUGGGCAAGGGGCUAACCAACACUUGCCACGAGAGCUACAUACGCACACCCACCCAGCUGGGACCCGAGGCAUUCCGUUUCAGCGAUGCGGCAGAGGCGCGUGCGCUGCGUUCGCAGGAGAAAUACUACAUUCUUAGGCCGGAAACAUUCGAGAGCUAUUUCGUGCUGUGGCGCCUCACGCACGACCAGAAGUAUCGCGACUGGGGCUGGGAGGCAGUCCAGGCACUGGAGAAGCACUGCCGUACCGCGCACGGCUACUGCGGCCUGCGCAACGUUUAUCAGCAGGAGCCGCAAAAGGACGAUGUGCAGCAGAGCUUCUUCCUAGCUGAGACGCUCAAGUACCUGUACUUACUAUUCUCAGAUGACUCCCUUCUGCCACUGGAUGAAUGGGUGUUCAACACCGAGGCGCAUCCGUUGCCCAUCAAGGGCGCCAACAUUUAUUAUCGCAAGGCGGCUUCGCCGCUGCCAGCAUCGAAUGCGUCAUAAGCAACUGAGCGCAUUUGGAUGCCCGUGUCAUUCUAAUUAACUAUACAUAUACUAUAUAUAUAUAUAUAUAUAUAUAUAUAGGUGUAUAAUUUGAUACUUUUACUAUAAUUAUGAUUCUUUUUCUUUUUUUUUAAUUGUAUACAACAACUACAUAAGGCAAUAUAUGUAAUCUGAUCUUUAGUUCGCCGAGCCAAUGAUGAUCGUGCGACGACCACUUUCUAUGUAACAUAUUUAUAAAACUUAAUAAACUUAACGUUAGCGAGCCCUAGGUACUAUACUAAUACUUAUAUGUUUGUCUACCAACCAUCCUCUAGCUCGUAUUUACUCACAUAAUACACAAGCUCGGCACAAGUUUUCCAAACAUUAAAUAAUAAUUAAUAUGAGCCGCCCACUUCUGGCUCACUUCCAUUUUGAAGAGUUAAAAACACACACACACACAGAAUAAAUCCCAAUUCAAUUAUAUAUAUAUA
This is a messenger RNA of Drosophila grimshawi, 2937 nucleotides long. RefSeq names its product mannosyl-oligosaccharide alpha-1,2-mannosidase IA (gene alpha-Man-Ia). The record is from RefSeq and is a predicted model, not a curated record. Bases 320 to 2467 code for a protein of 715 amino acids. Gene Ontology annotation, cellular component: endoplasmic reticulum; Golgi membrane. The transcript is spliced from 6 exons. NCBI's taxonomy places the organism in Eukaryota, Metazoa, Arthropoda, Insecta, Diptera, Drosophilidae. Gene Ontology annotation, molecular function: calcium ion binding; mannosyl-oligosaccharide 1,2-alpha-mannosidase activity. Gene Ontology annotation, biological process: carbohydrate metabolic process; N-glycan processing.